Messenger RNA from Felis catus (domestic cat), 4843 nucleotides. RefSeq names its product chromosome A1 C5orf24 homolog (gene CA1H5orf24). Lineage: Eukaryota; Metazoa; Chordata; Mammalia; Carnivora; Felidae. The coding region runs from base 291 to 857 and encodes 188 amino acids. The record is from RefSeq and is a predicted model, not a curated record. The transcript has 2 exons.
GUGUGCGUGCGCGAUUCUUGCGAGCUCGCGCACGCCUCCCUUCGCAGUACUGGGCUGUGGCGGCCUCUUCCUCCUGCGUUUGGGGCAGAAUCCGGAGUGGUGGCUGCGGCGGGAGCUGGAAGCCAGCGUCCACUUCGCCGCCACCGCCCUAGCUGCCUGCCCCUCUCACUUGGGCUUUUCGCGUAGUGCAGAGGCGGCGGGCUAGGAAGGGAGCGGCGCGGGCGUGAGGUUCCCAGCUGAUGGGCAACCCCUGGGCGCGCUGAGGGGCCGGGCUACCAGCGACUGAGAAAAUGAUGCAUCCUGUUGCCAGCAGUAAUCCGGCUUUCUGUGGGCCUGGCAAGCCUUCCUGCCUCAGUGAAGAUGCCAUGAGAGCUGCCGAUCAGUUUGACAUAUAUUCCUCCCAGCAAAGCAAAUAUAGCCACACAGUCAGCCACAAGCCAAUGGCUUGUCAGAGGCAAGACCCAUUAAAUGAAACACACUUGCAGACUACAAGUGGCAGAAGUCUAGAGAUAAAAGAUGAACUAAAGAAAAAGAAAAAUCUCAACCGAUCUGGUAAACGUGGCCGACCUUCAGGAACCACCAAAUCUGCAGGAUACCGUACCAGCACAGGCAGACCCCUGGGAACCACCAAAGCAGCUGGAUUUAAGACAAGUCCAGGCAGACCUUUGGGUACAACUAAAGCUGCAGGAUACAAAGUCAGCCCAGGGAGACCUCCAGGUAGCAUUAAAGCUCUAUCCCGUCUUGCCGAUCUUGGUUAUGGCUGUGGCACAGCAGCUUUUCCUUACCCUAUGAUGCACGGCAGAGCAGUUCAUGGGGUAGAGGAAACUAGCAGUGAAGUCAAGCCACCCAAUGAGUGAAUGAAGGAGGAAAGGAGGGCCAGGUUUAGAAGGAAGGUUGUGAAUAAUCCCAAAGCUUCUUGGUUUUAUUUUGACAUACAUGAUUUUGUAGCCUGGGCUUUCCCAAUUUGUUUUCCCAUUUGAUUUGUUUUCCUGCUUUUGCUCAGAAACUGCCGGUUGCUCACAGAUGCCCUCAGGGCACGAGCAGUGGCGUUGUGUUUAUAUAUAGGUUCAAGUGUAAUACUUAACUGUCAUUUUUGCUUUUCCUUUAGAGUUAUGGUUAUGGUUGUGUCUCAUACGUCAUUACUACUUUUAGGCCAUUCUGCAUCGAUGUUUUAUGUGCUAAACAACUGAAACAAUUUUUCAUAUUCGUGAAGUAAGCCUACAAUAUAUUAAAAAUAAUAUCUAAGGUAUUUUUAACUGAUGGAACAAAGCAAACUAAUGAUUCAGGAUUACUUGAGGUAAUGGCUGUGAGUUUUUGUAACAUUUCUUUUCAUGAGACAGGACACAGAUAUUUGUAUGCUUUGGCAUUUACACAGACUUCAGAUGUUAAAAAUCUUACUUUAAUGUUCUAGGUUUAAACAGCAGAAACUUAUUUAUUUUGUUUUAUUGAUUUACAUGGUAUUGAUUGAUUUAACCAUUAUUCCUAAAAGAAUUCUUUAGUGUUUGCCUUCCAGCAGUGAUAUGUUGUGUAUUUUUUAAUUGCCUAAGAGUAUAUAUACCAAACACUACAAACAAUUCAUAUUUACCGAAAAAUUAAACUUUUUAAUAAAAACUGCACAUUACAUUUCUGGUGAAAUAUAAUGCAUUCUGAGAAUAGCAUAUUUAAUAUAAUAGAGAAAGAAUCAUUCUUAAGGUGUGCAUGUAGCCGUAGUCACUACAUUUUGCCUUUCAUUAUAUUUAGUUUUAAAGCAUUAUACUUAAAACAUUUAUUAAUGUUGUUCAUUUAUUCAAAAUGUUUUGUAGUUUUUUUUUUGUUUUUUUUUUUUGUUUUUUUUUUUGUUACCAAGAAAUUGUCCCAUUGCAUUAGCACUUACUGUGGUUUCAGGUUUCUAUCUACCAAAGGACACAAAUUGAAGGUAGAGUCUAAAACUGGUAAAAAACAAAAUGCUGUUUUCUGACUUUCAGAACCCAAAUAUUAAGAAAUCUGUCAGAAUCCAUCUAUGCAUGAAACGUGUAAAAAUAUGUUGGUUAGUUUAAUUAAAAGUCUAACAGUGGUUUCGGUAAGACCACUUCAUCCAAAAGAAAAUUUUUUCCAACAAUGUUUGCUUUAGAAAAAGGUAGAAAAGAAAAAAAAUACUGGGUAGGUGUGUAUGGUAGGGAUAGAAGAAAAUCUCUCCUCUCCCCUUGCUGAAAGUAACAUUCUUUGUUAAUAUACAUUUUAUUUAUUCUGAGUUUGUUCUAAAUAAAAUAAACUAUUAUAAACUUCAGAUUUGGAAAAAAAAUCCAAUGAACUUUAAAGUUACAAUGUAUGUAUUUGUGAUUUUAAAUGCCUUUGAGAUUAUAAUGUAGAUUUGCAGGACCCAAAAACUUUUAAAAUAAUGACAACUUUAAAAGGGCACAUCUUGUGUUGUUUGGGCUUGCUCUCAGUUAAUGCAAACUCUGAUUGCAAAUGGAUGUCAUGUUUCAUACCUUUUUUAUCAGGAAAAAAGCAGCAAGCCUUCAGGUGUUCCAGUGAUGCCUGACACAAUGAGCUGGACUUAUGCUGCUCUUUACAGUAAGAGGUGUUGCAUUGUAUGUGGGGACUUUGUGUGCACUGGCAUCUAAGACAGUGACCUCAUCAAUUUUAGCUUUGCACAAACCCUAGAGAACAAUAGUGGAUGACUAUAUAAUCAGUUCUAACAUUCUGGCAGCUAAAUUGCUACAAGAGUUUCUCCUUACAGAAGCUUAAAAUAGAAAACUUUUUAAUAAUUUACUCAGAACAGUAUACCUUCUGACACACACAAAUGCUUACAUCUUUAUUCCUGUGUUCAUCUAUCCACUUUUGUGAUAUGUAUCUGUCAUUUAGCUCUUUCUCAAGAUGAUGUUCAGCGGUUGGCUGCUUAGAAAUCCUCUUUUGAGUUCCUGAAAAUAGUUGUUUAAAUGUUCUACUUAUAUAUCACUAUCAAGGAUUUGGUUACAUGUUGUUUUAUACUGUGUCCAUUUGACAUUUCCCUUUCAGUUUAUUUUUAUCCCUGAUUUGUUGUACAUACCCUUCCCUUUCUCUAUGCCCUUUGCUUUGUUGAUUCCCCUGCCUUUUGCCCCAUUCUCCAGCACAUCUUCUCAGUGGUGCUGUGCUGUGUGUCAGAAGAUAAAGCAGGUGUAUUAUUGUAUAAUGAAUUUUGUAUACAUGUUAAUGAAAUGGUGAAAACAACUAAAGGAAUUCUGUUCAUAACAGUGUUAAUUAAUAUCAGGAGUUAUGUCCCAGGAAAAAAAGAGGCGAAUGGCUACAGUUGUGAAUGGUUAACAUUGUUUAGAAUGCUGGAUUUUUCUGUUCAGGUAACCGUUUACCUGGAGUAUUAGAGCUGUAUGGUGGUGAGCAUCUCCUGAUUACACUUCCUUUUCUCCUUGUGAACAGUUUAUUGGUACCAUGCUGAAGAGAAUGGACAUAGAGUGAUAACAUGAAUGAAGUCUUAAAAUACACAAUAUUUUUACUUCUCUAUAAAGACUACAUCGUGCAUCUUUUGUAACACUGUCUCGUCAUGAUAAACACUGAAAUAGCAUGUUAAACAAUUGCCUAUACUUUAAUAUAAUCAGUUGGGGAAAACUGGCCUUUUCUUCCAACUGUGUGAUUGUUUCUUGAAAGGUAAAUUGCUAAUUUUAUAUUGUAUAAUUCUCUCUUCACAAAAUAGGUUUCACUAUUCUAUAUUAAAACUGUUGAUCAGAAAAUGAUCUGCUAUUCAAGUAAGUUUGCUUUCCUUUUUUCUUUGAAAAAUAUUUUAACAUGCCUUAUUUAUUAUCAUAUUAACAAAUAAGCAGCUAAUACAGAUGAAGUUUUCAUUUUUUUCACAGAUAAACCUUGCAUAACUGAUCUUUAGUAUGGGAUGAUUUUGAUACUAUCUUUGGAGUUUUGCACUGGAUAUUUUAAAAAUACUGGCACAAUGUAUUGGAAGAAAAUAAGCAUCUGAUUAGUUUUUAAUAUUUGGGGACAUUUUUUAAAUCAGUGUUCAUUUAGACUAAAAUAUUCUUGAUAUUUUUUAUUUACUUUUUAAGGAAAUCUCUGUUAAAGUAAUAAAAGUAAUAUUCAUUCCAAACUGAUGUUUGUGUGAAUUUACAUGUAAUAGUUUCUUGAAGUAAUAGAGUUUCUUUGAGUUAAGGAGGAAAAAACAGUUAUCUGGAUCCAUUUAUUAGGUUAAAGGUGAUCCAGCCAGUGUAAGAAAAACCAGUGUAUGAGCUAAAGAAAAAAAAAAAAAAACUUUCUAUUCUAAGAAGCUUUAAAAGAAGAAUUCAGGGGAUGUUGACAAUAACUGCUGCUCUGUCAGUCAUUGUCUCUAUAUGCAGUAAAAUUUUAUGGUCCCUUUAUAAUAUAAACAUUCACAACAGUUGUUCAAAACAUUUUUUUCCUUGGACAUAAAAUAUUUUGAUGCUAUAUUUUUGUUUUUAUUAUAGCUUAACUAUAUGCUCUGAACUCUAGGAUGUAUCUAAAUCUUUCCUUUGCUUUUCCCUCCACCUCCCCCCAAAUAGAUAAAUCUGUGCUCUCACAUACAUUGUAUUUAAUUUUGGGAAAAUUUAAUGCUAUAGUAAAUCAAGUGUGUGAUUUAUAGUAAUCAGACCACUUUGAUUCUUUAAGUUUCACAGUUUCCUUUUUCCACAUAUAAUUACAGAGAAAAUAAUUACCAAUUAACUGAUAUAAGCACGUUGUCCUCUGCUGUAAAAAGUCUGAAUAGAUACUGUGUAUGUUUUUAUGUCCAUGAACUUGAGCUACUCGUGUGCAAUUAUGUGUAUGGGAAUGGAGUAGUGUUCAUGAUUCGUAUCUACAUCAUCAUAUGGAUGUAUAUUUAUUAAUAAAGUCAUUACUUUAAAACCAA